GAAAGAUCAACAUUUUAGACAGCAGCGUGAGCGUGACUAUCAAAUCUUCAUAUUCUCUCUCUCCUUUCUCUCCCUCUUUUUUUUUAUUUUUUAUUUUUUAUUUUUUUUUAUUUUAAUACAAAAUACAUCUUCUGUUCUUCUUUCCGUCUUCUCCAAAUUCACAUCUACUGAAAGAAAGAGGAGCGUUCUUCUGAUUUCAAGAAUCAAAGUUUUCCCAAGAAAAUCGAAUUCCAGAGUUUGGUGAAAGGACAAUUGGAAUUGGAAUUGGAAUUGGAAUUGGAAUUGGAAUUGGAACUGGAAUUAGAACUGGAAAAGGGGGGAAAUUGAUUCUAAAAAUGGAAGGUGACACAUUUUCAGGACUAGGAAAUGGUACACAGAUAGACAGUAAAGUAUUGCAGACAUUUCAGAAGAGUUUUGUGCAAGUUCAGAGCAUAUUGGAUCAAAACAGAUUGCUAAUCAAUGAGAUCAACCAAAACCAUGAAUCAAGAAUUCCUGAUAAUCUUUCCAGAAAUGUGGGAUUAAUAAGGGAGCUUAACAAUAACAUCAGAAGAGUUGUUGAUCUUUAUUCUGAUCUUUCUCAUUCCUUAACAAGAUCCAUGGAAGCAUCAUCCGAAGGCGAUUCAAGUGGCGUUCUAAAAUCCGAUGCCAAAGCUACCCACAAGAGAAAUCGGCCCGGUUAGCUCGUUUCCUCACUCCAAUUCGAUUUCCAAACCGUUUGAUUUUUAGAUGUUUUUAAUUCUUUCUCUUUGGUGGUGGGCAUUGAGCUAAAUGCAUAUAUCUAUAUAGUAUGAUUAUCCAUGUAUGUGCAAUUUAAGGUAGAGGAAAAUGAUUUAGAGUUUUUCUGUAACUUUUUGUGUAUUCAAACGGAUACUUACUUCCUGAUACUUACCCUCCCUAAUCUCCCAAUCUUUCUGAUAAAAAAAAGUCAAGUUAUAGUCUUUC
Molecule: messenger RNA, 942 nt
Organism: Spinacia oleracea (spinach)
Lineage: Eukaryota; Viridiplantae; Streptophyta; Magnoliopsida; Caryophyllales; Amaranthaceae
Product: protein ELF4-LIKE 4
Exons: 2
Coding region: 336-680 (114 amino acids)
Biological process (GO): positive regulation of circadian rhythm; entrainment of circadian clock
Source: RefSeq, a predicted model, not a curated record